This is a messenger RNA of Perca flavescens (yellow perch), 22741 nucleotides long. It is a transcript of the gene dst, whose product is annotated as dystonin. Gene Ontology annotation, cellular component: membrane; intermediate filament; focal adhesion. The record is from RefSeq and is a predicted model, not a curated record. The coding region runs from base 1 to 21933 and encodes 7310 amino acids. The transcript has 102 exons. Gene Ontology annotation, molecular function: structural molecule activity; calcium ion binding; microtubule binding. Gene Ontology annotation, biological process: wound healing; hemidesmosome assembly; intermediate filament cytoskeleton organization. NCBI's taxonomy places the organism in Eukaryota, Metazoa, Chordata, Actinopteri, Perciformes, Percidae.
AUGAUUGCUGCGGCGUUUUUGGUCCUGUUAAGGCCGUACAGCAUUCAAUGUGUGCUGCUGUUAUUGUUGCUUUUACUUGGGACUAUAGCGACAAUUUUGUUUUUCUGCUGCUGGCAUCGCAGGCUUCGUAAUGGAAAACAUCCAAUAAAAUCAGUGCUCUCCGGACGCACCAAGAGCCGCGUUGGCCUCCGAACACAUCAUUUUCGAUCAGAGGGCUUCAGGCACAGUCCACGUCAUGCAAGAAGGAGCAUACAUGCUCGAGUGACAGAGGAAAAACCCAAUCUGGUCGAGAUUCCUGAGAGCGAACCCGAUUCGUCGUCGACUCUAAGAAAACGCAAAGUGAAGAAGAGAGUCCUGCCAGAAUUUUACCAGUCUGUACAAGUCACCCCCACACGCAAACCUAGCUCCAGUUCGGGGAACCCUUCCCUGCACUGCUCCAUGUCAUCCUCGGCGGAUUUCUCAGACGAGGAUGAUUACAGUGUUAAAUCUGGGUCGGCAUCACCUGCACCCGGGGACACUUUACCCUGGAACCUGCCUCGACAUGAGCGAUCCAAGAGGAAAAUUCAGGGAGGAUCCGUGCUGGAUCCGGCUGAGAGAGCCGUGCUCAGGAUCGCAGAUGAAAGAGACAGAGUGCAGAAGAAGACGUUUACAAAAUGGAUUAACCAGCAUCUGCUGAAGGUACGAAAGCAUAUAAAUGACCUGUAUGAAGACUUACGAGAUGGACAUAACCUGAUCUCACUGCUGGAGGUUUUGUCUGGAGACACAUUGCCUCGGGAGAGAGGGAGGAUGCGCUUCCACAGACUCCAGAAUGUACAAAUAGCACUGGAUUAUUUGAAGAGGCGGCAGGUCAAACUUGUAAACAUCAGGAAUGACGACAUCACAGACGGCAACCCAAAACUGACCCUGGGAUUGAUAUGGACCAUUAUUCUGCACUUUCAGAUAUCGGAGAUCCAUGUGACAGGAGAGUCCGAAGACAUGACCGCCAAGGAGAGGCUACUGUUCUGGUCCAGGCAGAUAACAGAUGGCUAUGUAGGUGUACGAUGUGACAACUUCACAACCUCCUGGAGGGAUGGGAGACUAUUUAAUGCCAUCAUUCAUAAAUACAGGCCAGAUCUGGUUGACAUGAGCCGUGUGUCGACACAGGCCAACCGAUCAAAUUUAGAGCACGCAUUUUGUGUAGCUGAACAGCUGGGGGUGGCCAGACUGCUGGACCCCGAGGACGUAGACGUUCAGUCACCCGAUGAAAAAUCUGUCAUCACAUACGUCUCGACACUGUAUGAUGCUUUCCCGAAAGUACCCGAUGGUGUUGAUGGAAUCAGUCCUAAUGAUGUUGAUAUCAAAUGGGUGGAGUACCAGAACAUGAUCAAAUACCUCAGCCAGUGGAUCAAACACAAUGUGGCCAUAAUGUCAGAUAGAUCAUUCCCCAACAACCCUGUGGAAAUCAAGGCACUUUAUACACAGUAUUUGCAGUUUAAAGAACACGAAAUCCCGCUGAAAGAGAACGAGAAGACAAAAAUCAAGAAUCUCUAUAAAAUGCUUGAGAUGUGGAUCGAGUUUGGACGUAUUCAGUUACCCCAGGGUCAUCACCCAAAUGAUGUGGAGAAGGAAUGGGGUAAAUUAAUCGUUGCCAUGCUAGAAAGGGAGAAGAGCCUGAGGCCUGAGGUGGAAAGGCUUGAGAUGUUGCAGCAGAUUGCCAACAGGGUCCAGCGGGACUGUGUUAACGGAGAGGACAAGCUGGCGUUGGCAAGAAUUGCCCUGCAGUCUGAUGCAAAACGCCUUGAGUCUGGUAUUCAGUUCCUACAUGAAGCUGAGAUUGCUGGCUACCUUUUAGAGUGUGAGAAUAUCCUCAGACAACAAGUGGUGGACAUCCAAAUUCUUCUGGAUGGGAAAUUCCCCUUUGCAGAUCAACUUGUCCAAAGGGUGUCAAAACUCCGGGAUGACCUUCUAGCCCUGAGAGCAGAGUGUUCUUCUGUGUACAGCAAAGGUCGUACCCUGACGACAGAACAAACCAAAAUGAUGAUCUCGGGCAUCACACAAAGCCUGAACUCUGGCUACUCUCAGAACUUCAACACAAGCCUCACACCAGCCCUUACUCCUGCACUCCCCCCAGGGGGGUUAGGUACCCCUGGGUCCACAUUCACCUCUAGCCUUACACCGUGCCUGACCCCGUCCUUUACCCCUGCCUUGACCCCCGGUCUGCAGCCUGCUUCAGUCCACAGCUACAUGGGUGGUGGCGGCAUGGACCCAGGCAGCCUCAGGCAUUUGAAACACAUGCAGAUCCGCAAACCCUUACUGAAAUCCUCACUGGCAGACCCCAACAUGACAGAAGAGGAGGUCAACAUGAAAUUUGUUCAGGACCUCCUGAGCUGGGUGGAGGAGAUGCAGUUGCAGCUGGAUCGGUCGGAGUGGGGAUCUGAUUUGCCAAGUGUGGAAAUGCAUUUAGAGAACCACAAAAGUGUACACAGAGCCAUUGAAGAAUUUCAAAUGAGUCUUAAAGAUGCCAAACUGAGUGAGAUUCAGAUGACAAUCCCCCUGAAACUAACUUAUUCAGACAAACUGAACAAACUAGAAAAGCAGUAUGAAACGCUAUUGAGCUGUUCAAGAGAGAGACAAAGCCAUCUGGAAAGCCUGCAUGACUUUGUGUCAAAGGCAACUCAGGAGCUCAUCUGGCUGAAUGAGAAGGAGGAGGAGGAAGUUGCCUUUGACUGGAGUGAUCGCAACGACAACAUCUCCAAGAAAAGAGACUACCAUGCUGACCUAAUGAGGGAGCUGGAUGAAAAGGAGGAAGUGAUCAAGUCUGUGCAGGACAAGGCAGAACGCCUUAUGCUCAAAAACCACCCCGCCAGGCUCACUAUUGAAGCUUACAGGGCUGCCAUGCAGACGCAGUGGAGCUGGAUUUUACAGCUCUGCUCAUGUGUAGAACAGCAUCUCAAGGAGAAUGCUGUUUAUUUUGAGUUUUUCAGUGAUGCCAAAGAGUCCAUGGACUACCUUAAGAGCCUGCAAGAUGCCAUUCAAAGAAAAUACAGCUGUGAUCGAACAAGCAGCCUACACAGAAUGGAGGAUCUCAUUCAGGAGUCCAUGGAUGAGAAAGAGCAGCUUCUUCAGUACCGCAGCUCUGUAGCUGGGUUAGUGGGCAGGGCCAAGAAUAUUGUGCAGCUCAGGCCCAGGAACCCUGAAAGCCCUGUGAGAUCCUCCAUCCCUGUCAAAGCCAUCUGUGAUUAUCGUCAGAUUGAGAUUACCAUUUAUAAAGAGGAUGAGUGCGUAUUGGCCAGUAACUCUCACCGGGCCAAGUGGAAAGUCAUCAACCCAGCAGGGAAUGAGGCCAUGGUGCCCUCUGUGUGUUUCACUGUGCCUCCACCUAACAAAGAGGCUGUUGAUAUGGCUACCAGAAUUGAGCAGAUAUACCAGAACGUCCUGGCACUGUGGCACCACUCCCACAUCAACAUGAAGAGUGUGGUGUCUUGGCAUUAUCUAAUGGCUGAUAUACGAGCCAUCCGCAACUGGAAUGUUGCCUCAAUAAAGACCAUGUUACAAGGUGAGCAUCAGCAGGUCUUGAGCAACCUGCAGUCCCACUUCGACGAGUUCCUGGAGGACAGCGAGGAGUCCGAGGUAUUCACAGUGGCAGACUGUGCUCAGCUAGAGAGAGACGUUGCGGCCUGCAAGGAGUACUACCAGGAGCUACUCAGAUCUGCAGAAAGAGAGGAACACGAGGAGUCGGUGUACAAUCAUUACAUCUCAGAAAUCCGCAACUUCCGGAUGCAUCUGGAGGCCCACGAAGAACACCUGAUCAGGCAACUCCGCACACCGCUGGAGAGAGACGACCUGGAGCAGAGUCUGCAGCGCAUCACAGAUCAUGAGAAGAAGACAGCGGAGCUGAAUAGACUGAAGGAGGACCUUGACGUGAUGAAGGAGAAGUGUGAGCUGUUCCUCAGACAGGCUGCAGGUUCUCCUUCUGUGCCAACGCUUUCCUCUGAACUCACCGUCAUCGUUCAAAGCAUGAGCCAAGUGUACUCCAUGUCUUCCAUUUAUAUGGACAAACUGAAAACAGUGAGCUUAGUGGUGAGGCACAGCCAGAGUGCAGAGGCGCUAGUUAAGGCCUACGAAUCCAAACUCUACGAGGAAGACGCUAUGAACUCUGACGUCAAGUCCAUUGAGACAGUCAUUUCAACACUGAAGCAAUGGCGGACAGAGAUUGACGAGAAGCAGGGGGUGUUCCAUGACAUGGAGGAUGAGCUGCAGAAAGCCCGAGUCAUCAGCGACCGCAUGUUUAAGGCACACAACGAGCGUGACUUUGAUCUGGACUGGCACAAGGAGAAAGCUGAUCAGCUGAGCGAGAGAUGGCAGAACAUUCACUCCCAGAUUGAUAACAGGCUGCGGGACCUGGAUGGUAUUAGCAAAUCUCUGAAACACUACAGAGACUCCUACAGCUGUCUGGAUGAAUGGGUUAGAGAAAUGGAAGCAGCACAGCUAAAGGCCCAAGAAAACAAACCUGAAGAUAGCAAGGCACUGGCUGAGCUGUUGAACAAACACAAGGUCCUUGUUGCUGAAAUUGAACAAAAACAGAGCAGAAUUGAUGAGUGUCAGAAGUACUCAGAGCAGUACUCAUCUGCCAUUAAGGAUUAUGAACUUCAGCUGAUGACUUUCAGAGCGAUGGUUGACUCCCAACACAAAUCCCCUCUCAAGAAACGGAGGAUGCAGAGCUCUUCUGAUGCCAUUCAGCAGGAGUUUAUGGAUCUUCGAACCCGCUACACUGCUCUUGUGACUCUCAUGACACAGUAUGUGAAGUUUGCCAGUGAAACGCUGAAGAGAACUGAAGACGAGGAGAGAUCUGUUGAUGAGGAGAAGAGAGAGCAUGGUGAUAAAGUUAGCAAACUAUUGCACUGGAUGUCCAAUGUGAAACAGACCCCGAACAAUGAUGGAAAUGCCCUGAAAGAUAGCAAUGCCAACACAGAUGCUUCUAGCACGCCCCAGGUGUCAGUCGAGGAAAUGGUCACUAAGAAGGAACAAAUUGCAGAAGCACUAAGGGCCACACAGAUGAUGCUGAUCAAACACAGUGACAAAAUGACCGAAGAGGAAAGAGAAAAGGCCCAGGAGCAGCUGAAGGCGCUCAAUCAGGCCUACAGUGAACUCUCCCAACAUUGUUCAGAUCAGACAACCUCUGCAGAAGAGGAUUUAAAACCCAGUGAUGCAGGGUUUGGGACCAGAUCCAGUAGUGGCCCAAUCAAUCGGAUAACUGGGGUCACCCUCCCAGAGGCCCAAGCGGUAAACUCCAACCUUUUUCAGUCUGAGCCGCAUGUUUGUCUAGACCCGGACGAUGCUUUCAAACAAGAUCUCGUUUAUAAAUCCACCCUGAACCACUUGCCAAAGUUCAACGAAGCAAGCAAGUGCAUACAUAGUUCACAUGUUUCUUCUGUGUCACUCUCUGACAUAGCAGCAGCUAGGGAAGGGGCCAAGUGUGAAGACCCGAUCAUCAAGAUGAUAGAGGUGAAGGAAGUCAGUGAUGGAUUGAAGGUGUGCUACACGGGGGACACACUGACCCUGGAGAGGGCUUUUCAUUGUGGUUUGAUACCUGCUUCUGUCUAUGUAGAAAUUCUGCAGAGGCAAAAGACCUGUCAGGAUAUAAUGAAUCCCAGAGCUGCUGAAGAUGUGCCACUCUUAGAGCCUGUGCAGGAGGUUGAACCUUGUGAGGUCAGUAGACUGAUAUUGAAGUGCCUCAGCAGAAAUAAAUCACUGACUUCAGGGAGGGAUAUUAACACUUUGAGGUAUUUUUGUGAUGGUGUAAGUGAUCAGGAGACCAUGUCAGAGGAUGGUAUGGGUGAUGGGCUAAAAGUGGAUGCAGCCGUUCAGUGUGAUUUGAUGAGAUCUAGCAGCACACUCAUUGUGCUUGACAAUCAGCAGCAGUUUAUGGGACUUGUGUUGCCUUCUCAUGGGGAAAUCCAAACCGUGUCUACCUCAUUCCAGUAUGACCAUCAAAUCACCACUGAUGAGUUUACCAGCACACUCUUAAGUAAUCGGGAGAAAAUAGCAGCUUUUUACAUUCCAGAAAAUUCAGAGGUGGUCGACAUCGCCGCCGCCAUUCAGAAUGGUUUCAUUGACAUUUAUACAGCAGAGGUUUUAAAAUCCGUAGGGAUUCCUGAUGUGUUUCCUGAUGUUGAUCACCUUAAUGAAAAGUUUUCAUCUUGGCUUAUGUACAGAAAACUCACGGUUGAUGGAUGCUAUCAUGCUGCAGAUUGCUUAAAAGUUGAUAACAUCCCUACUCAAACAGAGGCAAAGCAGCUAUUCAUCUCCUACCUAAUGUUGAACAGUUACAUAGAGCCCGAAUCCGGGCAGCGGGUCCUAAUACUCGAUAGACAGCUUAGUAAAAUGGUCAACAUUUUUCUUGACGAUUCAAUAUUUUCUGAGAAAAAUGUGACUUCUCUGACUUUAAAUGUUGGUGAUCUUCCAGAACAGAUAGAUUCAGACAUACCACUGCACAUAAAUGAGGAAACGGAGGAGUUAAUUAAAAACACACCACACACAUUUGAUCCUGGUGAUUUCGUUUCCUCAGCCAAUGGAAGAAUUAGCUUUGAUAAAAAAACAUACGCAGAUGAAGACGCUCUAAAACAGGAAUUGUUAGUAGAUGAUGAUGACACUGACAUGGAUACCACAGAGCCUGGUGUAGCGGAGGAAACCGUGUGUCAAAACAACACAAAUUGGACCAAGUCAGACCAAUUUCCAGAUUGUGGAAAUAGUUUCCAAAUUGAUGAUGGAGGUGCUGACAGUGAAGGUCUUGAUAUUCCAGGGACCUCAGUUCUUCAAACGUUAUGCUUUGUAAACAGAACAAAUGUUGGCUCGCCGUCAAGGAUGUUUGACUCUGAGGGUUUAGUAGAAUCGUGCCGUCAGACACUACCAUACUACGAUGCUGAGUCACUUUGUAGUGAUUCAGAAGGUGCGGAUAUUAUCCAAGAUGAGUUUUUAUGCUCUCAGGACGUAUUAGUUGACAAAGAGCAAGACUGUGCUACUCAUCUCCUGAAAGCACAAAUGGAGGAAGGAGACAUUUUACAUGUCACCUCUGGGAGGCGUUAUGACCAGGAGGCAGCUCUCAGUCAGGGCCUAGUUGACCAGACGACAGUUUUGAAACUGCUUGACCUACGGUCAGAUGAAAAAGCAAGUGUCGUAGGAGAUGAGGAUGACACAAUGUCUGUUUUAAAACAGCCAGUGUCAGAUGGAUCCAUAUCCUCAAAUACUGCUCUUCGUAAUAUGGAACAGCAGAGCCUGUCGAGGUCUGGUUGCACCGUUAGUAUCAGUGAGUCUGGAUUAGUUAAAGAUGACUGUGUUGACUUCUACCCCGAAGACAGCAGUUACCCAGAGGAAAACUGCACUCACUCCAUCCCUGAUGAUCAUAAUCGGCAUUUAAAUAAUAAUAACGAAGCUGGAAACACGCAGACUGAGAGGAAGGUUGCUGUCAUGAUGCUUGAUCUGACUAAUUACGAGGCUGAUAACAAAGAGAUAGAGAGUGAAAAAGGAGGUGCAGAGGUAGAUUGUGAGACAACAGGAAAUGUAGGAGAGCUGAGUAAUUAUCUCCAUCAUUCCCCUCUCUCAGUUAGUGGUCACGGGUCUCCGAUGAUCUCACCCGCCUCAUGGAGUCAGGUUUCUUCAGAGUGUAUUCAUCACUUUGACAAAUCGCCUUUACCGGCUGAAGGCAGUGACUCACAGGGUGUAAUCAAUAACCAACUGACAGAUACGGCUGUUGUGAUAGAAAAAGCUGCUCCAACUACCCAGUCACGUUCAUCUAGUCUGAGUGACAGAACUGAAGAGCUCAGCACUGAUCCAGAAAGCCAGACUCAAUAUGCCACUUAUAUUGAUCCCUCUAAAUUGGACAGCUCACCCAUUGAUAAUGUUUUUUUCAUCGCGGGAUAUGAUGCCCAGGUGGAAAAUAAUACCGUUAGCGAGAGUGUAUUAUACAUGUCUUCAUCACACUGCAAUGUGUUGUCUGAGGAAAGUAGAACGGAGAAUGACACAAGCGCAGUUCAGUCACCUUUGGACGGCGAGCCAGCUCCGAGUAUAGAUUACUCAUCGCCCAGAGAUUUGGUUGAAAGUGCAGUCAUCUCAGAGUCAAGGGGUAAUGGUAACUAUGACAACAACAUCACAGAAGAUGGCAGCAGAAUCACAUUACAUCAGCAAGCAGCAUUUCGUUCAGAAAGCGAUUUUAGUGUUGGAUCUGAGCCCAGCUGCUCUCAAACUGGUCAGAGUGUGCUUGUCGGGGAGAGAUCUCCACAGUCACCCAUUGUUUCCGAUGAAGUCACCGCAGCAAAUGCUAUCAAUCUUAAGUGUUUUGAUGCAGAAGAUUCAGAGCACUAUACUCCAGCUGUUGAAACAGGACUGGCUGAUGAAGAUUUGUCAGGUUCACAGCACAGUGAUGCAGAAGAUGUUGAGUUGAGCACAGGCAGUCUUUCCCCAGAGAGGCAACAUGAGGACAUUUUCACAGGCAUUGAUAUGGAACAGAUCUCUGUGUCGAGAAAUGUACAGACAGGAGAGACAAGUGAUAAAGAAAACGCAGGUUUUUGUGGAAAUGCUUCAGAACUUAACUUAGGACAGUCUGAAGCUGUAAUGGGAGUAGGGUUAGGAUUGUAUAUUCUACCAGAGGAAAAAAGGUUAGAUGUGUGUUCUUCUGAGCAUCCCCAGGUAGAUACAGAUUUCCUGUCAGACAGCUGUGUUACAUCUGAUGCUUCCUCUUCAGCUCCGUCAGUGUUUUCUAAUGCUGUAAGGGCACAUGUAGAUGUAGAGGAGGAAAUUAUUACAAAGGGUGAUUCGCAAAAGGCACAACCUCGAGACACUGAAAGCACUGUAGUUCAGAAUGCUCCACAACCUUUAGACGAAGGUGGUUUUCACAAGAAAGACCCACCUCAUGGACUUUUAGAGAGCAGUCAUCCAGACCUUCUCAUGGAUUUACUGAAACAAAACGCCCUCAGAUUUAACAACAAAGAAAUAGAAAACUCAGAACAGAUACUGCAGGAAGAGAAAGUCGGUGAAAAGACACAGCAGCCUGAUGCUCCAAAUAUCCAGCUGCAACUGCUGCAGGUUCUCAAGACUGUUUCCUCAAGCCAAGACCUUUCAGUGCUUCAGGAAGUGAUGGACACUCUAAACAGUGCCCUGGGGGGUGACUCCCUGCAGGGUGACUUUCUGGAGGAACGGCGCCACACACUGGAGAGCAUCAAGGAGGAGAGCUCAGAGGGAGAAGAUGAGGGCUCAGCAGAAGAUGACUCGGGUGUCUGCCGCUCUGCUGCAGCCAGUCACCAACCGUCUCCUCAGUCGUGUGGCAGCUCAGACGCCUGCAAAGUUGAGAAGGUUAAAAAUAAGUUGUUCACCAUCCAGGAUUAUUUGGAGUGUGUUGGGAGACUGCAGGAUCACGCUGAUGUUUUGGAAGAUGUCAGAAAAGACCUUUUAAUCCAGGCACCCGUGGGGAACAACAUGGAAGAACUGCAGAUUCAAAUAGAGGAUUUUCAGUCUCUGGACUCCCAAUUUUCUAGGCUGGCUAGUGUUUUAAAGGCAGAUAUGGAGAAAGCCAAACACCUCGUGAAUUCUGCUGAUGAGGAUAUUCCCAUACAAAUCCACCACGAUUUAGCCUCGACAUAUCAGGAUUUAGAGCCAAAUUUUACUGCUGUUUCCCAAAUGUGUGCAGAAAGGAGUCACUCCCUAAUUCAAGCAAUGGAAACUGGAAAGGUACACUUGGAAAUAACGUACCAGAAACAUCUAGGUGAUCUUGAUGAACUCACGGGCCUCAUCCGAAACAACUCAAAAAUGUGUGACGUGGAUCUUAACCCAUGUGAUGUGGACACACUGAAACAUUUGAUCAAACAGAACAGGGACACGGAGAGCAGUCUGCUAAAAGAAGCCAGGAUCAAGUUAGAGGAUGUCACAUUUGAUAUCCAGUGCUUUAUUUCUGAGCACGCUCAGUUUCUGAGUCCAACUCAGAGCAGCUUCCUCCUCAAGUUCCUCAGCACCACUCAACGUGCGUUCAGGGAUCAGACAGAGAGGCUUGGUACCCAGAGGAGUGCCUUAGAUGUCCUACUGGACACCAGGGAGAGGGAGAACCAGGACAAGUCUUUGUUGGAGAAACACAAGGAGUUUACAGAGAAGUUGGAGGAAGUGUGUGCUAAUCUCACCCUGACAGAAAACCAUCUGAUCGGUCAUCAGCAACAGGCUGAAAAUGCUGAGUGUGUCACAGACCUGCAGCAGUACCAGCAGGAGCACCAGGCCCUGCAAAAAGAUGUAUUGACAAACGCCAGUGCUUUGAAUGAGGUCAUCACAAGUACUAAAAAGUUUCUGGAGGAAAACCGGAGCAAGCUAAUGCCAGAUCAAAUCGCCGUAAUUGAGAGCAAGUUGGAAGAGGCCAAAAGCAGAGCCAAGCUCAUCAACCAGCGGGCUGAGGAGUCCAGGAAAGAUUUGGAGAAGGUUGUUACCACAGCCAUAAAACAGGAGAGUGAAAAGGCAGCAGCUGUUGAGCGUCUUGAAGAAAGUAAGAACAAAAUCGAAGGUCUCCUGGACUGGAUAUCCAACAUAGGGAAUGAAAACGAGAGCCGUCUGGAUCAAACUGACCAUAUAAGUAAAGAGAAUGGAAACCUGCCUAAAGAAACCUCGGCCACAGGACUGAUAGGAGAGGAUGACGAUGCCAAUGGAAACACUUUACAGACCACUGAAAAGGAUUUUGGCACAGAGACCAGCGGCAAGAACAACGGCUCCUUUGACCUGGAUAAGCAGUAUGACAGGGUCAAGGCCCGUCAUCAGGAGAUUCUGUCCCAGCAGCAGGAUCUGAUCAUGGCCACCCAGUCAGCUCAGGCUCUGCUCGACAAGCAGGCCAACGUGCUGUCUCCGGAGGAGAAGGAGAAGCUGCAGAAGAACAUCCAGGAGCUGAAGGGGCGCUACCAGGCCUCGCUGACACAGGCUGAACAGCAGAUGAAGCAGGUGCAGUGUGUCCAGGAGGAGCUGAAGAAGUUCCAGGGUGACUGUGAGGAGUUUGAGGGCUGGUUAGACCAGGCGGAGGGAGAGAUAGAGGAGCUGGGCGCUCCUGCAAGCUCCCUCAAUAUCCUGAGCGAUAAACACCAGCGACAGAAAAGCUUCUCAGAAGAUGUGAUUUCCCACAAAGGGGACCUUCGCUUCAUCACCAUGUCAGGACAGAAAGUGCUGGAUGUGGCUAACGCCUGUGGACUGGCUAACUCUGCGGCUAAGAACGCUCUGCUGGAUGUGGAUACUUCAGGAACUUGUUCUGCUGUCAAGGACAAGUUGGCUUCAGCAGCCAGCAGAUACAAAACACUACAUUCACAGUGUAAUCAGCUUGGCAACAACCUGAAAGAUGUGGUUGACAAAUACAAGAAAUAUGACGACUCGAGCGCCGGUCUUUUGAAGUGGCUGAACAGCUCAGAGGAGGAAGCGAGAAAGCAGCAAUCAGAGGCCAUAGCAGCUGACCCACAAACACUACAGAAACAGCUGGAGGAGACCAAGGCCCUACAAAGUCAGAUGUCAGGACAUCAGACUGCUAUUGAUACACUACGCAAAGCAGCUGAGUCUUUGAUAACAUCUGAAGGAGACCUGCUGAGCAACUCGGACGAUAUCCAGGAGACAGUAGAUGACAUAGUUGAACGCUACGACAACCUGUCCAAGUCUGUGAGUGAUCGAAAUGAGAAACUGCAGAUCACCCUGACUCGCUCAAUGAGUGUGCAGGACGGUUUGGAUGAGAUGAUGGGAUGGAUGGAGGGAGUGGAGGCCAGUGUAAAAGAGAAAGGACAAAUUCCCCUGGAUUCUGCAUCCAUUGGAGAUAUCCUCAGCAAAGAAGUAGCGUUAGAGCAGGACAUAGCAAGUCGCCAGAGCAGCAUCUCAACCAUGAAAGCCAAGGUGAAGAAGUUUGUGGAGACGGCAGAUCCCUCUGCUGCUGCACUUCUGCAAUCUAAGAUGGAUGCUCUCUCCCAGCGUUUCUCUAACGCCUGUGACAAGCAUAAGCAAAAGGUUUCCCAGCUGGAGCAGCUGAAGGAAAAGGUGGAACAGUUUGAGGAGGUCGCAGAUAAAGUUCAGCAGUUUGUUGUGAAACGUUCACAAGAUUUACACGACACAGACGGGCCAGGAAAAACCUUCAAUGAACUUUACCAGCUAAUGCAGAACACCAACGCUGAGAUGGCUGAACAUGCCAGUGAUUUGGAGAAGCUGCAGACUCUGUCCAUGGAGCUGUCUGAAAUAAGCCCUGAUGGAAACAAAGCCCAGAUCCAGAGCAAGAUGGACAAUCUCUCAAAUAUUUUCAGCACCUUCAAAGACACUGUCAAAGAAAAGGAAGAGGAGGUAUCAUCCUGUCAGGACCAGCUGGGAGAGUUCAGAUCUGCAGCUAGCGCUCUCACCAAGUGGCUGGAGCAGACAAAUGAGAAAGUACCUGCGGUUCAGCUAAGCAGCAGUGUGGAAAGUCUAGAGAAGGAUCUGCAGAUAGUCACUGGAUUGUUAGAUGAGUGGACAUCCAAAGACCUUGCUGUCCAAGACCUGAACAGUAAAGGAUCAGCACUAUGCAGCCUCAUGACUUUCCUCACAUCUCCCGCCAAGACAAAGGCCCCUAACAAGUCAGCUCUUACUAAUGGUGGUGGUCCAGCGAGCCAUUCCUACCUAACCAAUAAAGAGCUGAUGUUAAUUCAGCAGAACAUGUCAUUCGUCAAAGAAGGAUACACAAGCCUCGGGGAAACGCUGGAGAGUCGGGCAGCAGAGCUGAGUAGUUUGGUGCAGGAACUGAAAGAGGCCCAAAAGGAGACAGACAACAUGAUGACAUGGCUGAAGGACAUGAAAAAGACUGCAGCAUCCUGGAACAAAGCAACUACAGAGAAAGAUUCAGUGAAAACACAGCUUGAACAGCAGAAGGCAUUUGAGGAUGACAUGAAGCAAAAGCAGGAGCAGCUCCAGAAGCUAAGAGAGACGCUUCUCAACUUGAUUAAGACUCAUCCGAACUCCCCCGAGGCAGCAAAAUGGAAGCAGAUGUUGGCAGAAAUAGACGCUGCUUGGGCAGAUAUCAGCAGCUCUGUGGAGGAGAGGAAGCAGCACCUGGAGCAAUCCAACAAAAACCUGGACAUCUUCCAAACAACUGAGCUGCAGCUUGGUCAGUGGCUUUCAGAGAAAGAGCUGAUGAUGAGUGUCCUCGGACCCCUCUCGAUAGACCCGAACAUGCUUAAAAUGCAGAAGCAACAAGUUCAGAUCCUCCAGAAUGAAUUUAAGAGCCGAAAACCUCAAUAUGAGCAACUGGAGGAAGCUGCCUCUGCCAUCCUGAGCUCCUCAAGCAACCAGGACCCCUCAAGUGGGAAGCUGGUGAGGGAGCAGCUCGCUGGCGUCACCCAGAAGUGGCAAGGCCUCACAGGAAAGCUGGACCAGCGAGACAGCCUCAUCGACCAGGCCGUGGUAAAGACGGGGCAGUUUCAGAAUUUACUGAGGAGUGUCAGUCAGACUGCCACUCAGCUGGAGAAUCAACUCACCAACCAUCAGGGCCACAGCACCCAGCCCGAUGCUGUGAAGAAGCAAUUGGAGGAUGUCCAUAACAUCUCAGCACAGCUCAGAGAUGAGAAGAAGAAGCUGAAGGAGGCUGAGGCCAUCAACGCAGAGCUCACAGCGAUGGUGACUGAGGACUAUCUCAAAGCAGACUUGGUCAGGCAGCUGGAGAGUGUCAGCAAGCCUUUCAAACAGCUGGAAGAGAAAGCAGCAAAACGGAUCGAGCAGCUCAACUCAACCUUUGCCAGCUCUCAGCAGUUCCAUCAGACCUCCAAAGACUUCCAGUCAUGGCUGGGUGAGAAGCUCCAGGAACAGUCUAAGCCCCAGCCCAUCUCUGCCAAAGUGGACAUCCUGCAGCAAACCCUUGAGGAGCACAGUAAACUCCAAAAGGCUCUCAGUGAACAUGAGAAAGCUUAUAACACAAUCACCGGUGAAGGGGAGAUGCUUCUGCAGAACACUGACGGUGCAGAAAAGUUGGCACUACAAGGGCAGCUGACUACGCUUUCUUCCAACUGGGAGGAGAUGAAGAAGAGCUGUGUAGAGCACGCUGACAAACUUCAGACUGCUCUGCAAAAAUCUCUGAAGUAUCAGGAGCAUGCAGAGAAGCUCAGCUCUUGGAUCCAAGAGUGUGAAGCUAGUGAGGGCCGAGUUAAACUCACUGUUGAUCCGAUCGCUGUGGAGAGCUCAAUUUCUCAGGUUAAAGCUCUCCAGAAGGAUGUCGACAAGCACAGAGGGAUGGUGGAGCAGCUCAACACGGCUGCAGAUGGCCUUCUUGAGGUGGCCAACACAGACACUGAAUCUAUCAAAGAGGAGAAAGCUAGCAUUGGCAAAAGAGUGGACAAUAUAGUGGAAAGUCUGCAGAGCAAAAGGGAGUCUCUGGAGAAGGUUUCACACACAGUUAAGGAAUUUAAUGAUGCCUAUAAAGAGGCAAAGGGUCAGCUUGAGGGGGCUAAGAAGCAGGUGGAUGCCUAUGAGUCACAGGGAGUGCAGGCACACAGCAACAAGAACCUGACCAACAUGAAAGCCCAGCAGAAGAGUUUAGAGGGAGUGCAGAACCAAGUAGAGCACCUAAAGAACUUGGCCAAGGAGCUUGUGGUUGAUGUCCCUGAUGCUGAUGGAGUGACAGACCUCUUACUGCAGGCUGACAGCGUGGAAAAAGACUAUAGCACCCUUAACAAGAAACUAGAGAAGACGUGCCAAGUCAUGGAGGGUAAACUGCAGGGUAUUGGGCAGUUCCAAAACCGUAUCCGUGAGAUGUUUACCCGUUUCACAGACCUGGAUGAUGAACUGGACAGCAUGGCUCCUGUGGAUCUUGACUUGGGCACUCUUAAAGAACAGCAGGACAGCAUUCAGAGCUUUGUGGCUAAACUGCAAGAGCUGAUGGCCAACACAGCCAACGCUGGAGACAGCUGUAAGAAGAUGCUAGAGAGUGAAACCUCACCCGACCUGUUAGGCCUGAAGAGAGAUCUGGAUGCUCUGAGUAAGCAGUGUGGAAAACUGUUGGACAGGGCUAAAGGCAGAGAGCUGCAGGUGCACAGCACUCUCACCAAACUGGAGGAGUUGUAUGGUAAACUCCGCCAAGUGGAAGAUAAACUUUGCAGUGCUGUGGGCAAGGAGGCAUCGCAGGAGGCAGUCGGCAUGGAGACAGAUAUCAUCAACCAACAGCUGGAGGCCUUUAAGGCUUUCCAGAAAGAGGACAUUGAUCCGUUGCAGACUCAGCUUCAAGACAUCAGCUCCCUUGGCCAUGGUCUGAUCCAAAACGCUGCCAAAGGUACCAGCACCAAGAAGCUUGAGGAUGACCUGGAGGAAGUCAACACAAAGUGGAAUACCCUCAAUAAAAAGAUUGCUGAGCGUUCAGCCCAGCUGCACGAAGCCCUGUUGCAUUGUGGGAGGUUUCAGGAUGCUCUGGAGUCACUGCUCAGCUGGUUGACUGACACAGAAGAACUCGUGGCCAAUCAAAAACCUCCAUCUGCAGAGUUCAAAGUGGUCAAGGCACAGAUACAAGAGCAGAAACUCUUACAGAGACUGCUGGAUGACAGAAAGCCAACAGUGGAGCUGAUAAAAAAAGAGGGAGAGAAGGUUGCAGAACGGGCAGAGUCUGUGGAUAAAGAGAAGCUCGCAAAAGAGAUCGGAUGCCUGGGGCAGAGGUGGGACACUCUGCUCAAGAAGGCUGAAAACAGGCACAAGCAAUUGGAGAGCAUCUUAGUGAUCACUCAGCAGUUCCACGAGACCCUAGAGCCCCUGAGCGAAUGGCUGGCCGGUACAGAGAAACACCUAACCAACUCUGAACCCAUCGGCACUGAGACGUCUAAACUGGAAGAUCAGAUCUCUCAGCAUAAGGCCUUAGAGGAGGAGAUUAUGAAUCACAGUAAAGACCUGUUACAGGCCGUCAGUCUGGGUCACAUGCUCAAAACUGUGAGCUCAGUCGAGGAAAAGGAGUUUGUUCAAUCCAAACUGGACGCCACCCAGGCCAGUUACAUAGAGCUCCAGGAGCGAUGCAGGAGAAAAGCUGAGAUGCUGCAACAGGCUCUGGCUAACGCCCAGGUGUUUGGAGAGGACGAAGUGGCCCUCAUGAACUGGCUCAACGAGGUACACGCGAGGCUGAGCGAAGUGUCUGUGGAGGACUACAAAAUAGAUGUUCUUGAAAAGCAGCUGGCAGAACAACGGGCACUACAAAGUGAUAUUGAGUUGAGGAAGAAGAAUGUUGACCAAGCCAUCUCUAAUGGGAUGGAGCUUCUGAAGCAAACAACAGGUGAUGAGGUGGUUGUUAUCCAAGGCAAACUGGACGGAAUAAAAACAAAGUACGCUGAGAUCAACUCUUUGAGUGACAGCGGUUUAAAGACAUUGGAGCGGGUUUGGAGUCUCUCUACUAAGCUGCAGCAUGCCCAUGAGGACCUGAGCUCGUGGCUCGAGAAAGUAGAAGCUGAGGUCAGCGCUUUUGCUGAUCAGGAUCCAGUGGGCGAGCAGCUCAUUCAUGCACAAAGCAGGCAGAAGGCGUUGUUGAAGGAAAGUAAAGACCAAAAACCUGUGAUGGACAAGCUGAAUGAGUUAAGUAGCUCUCUCUUGGAUCUGAUCCCCUGGCACGCUCGUGAGGGUCUGGACAAGCUGGUGACUGAGGAUAAUGAGCGGUACAGAGCCGUCUGCGACACCGUCAGCCAGCAGGUCGACCAGAUCAACGCUGAUAUACUCAAGUCACAGCAGUUUGAACAGGCUGCAGACGCUGAACUCUCCUGGCUGACUGAAGCUGAGAGGAAGUUGCUGUCGAUGGGCGAGAUCAGGCUGGAGAAGGACCAAACCACAGCCCAGCUCCAAGCACAGAAGAUCUUCUCCAUGGACAUUAUGAGGCACAAAGAUGCUGUGGACGAUAUUGUGAAAACAGGAAAGGCCAUCAUGAACACCAAAAACCCAGAAGAGAAAGAAAUCUUGGAGGCCAGGACCCAGACACUCUUGGAUCAGUACGGCAUUGUCAGUCAGCUGAACUCGGAGCGCUAUCUGCAGCUGGAACGAGCCCAGUCUCUGGCCAGUCAGUUCUGGGAGACCUGUGAGGAGAUGUGGCCGUGGCUUCAGGAAACCUUGGGCGCCUUCAGCCAGCUGCCUCCACCCUCCAUCGAGUAUGAAACACUCAGGCAGCAGCAAGAGGAGCUGAGGCAAAUGCGUGAGCUGAUUGCCGAGCACAAGCCCCACAUCGACAAGAUGAAUAAGACCGGACCUCAGUUACUUGAAAUCAGCCCGGUGGAGGGCGUGCCCAUCAGAGAGAAGUACACAGCUACAGACCAACUUUACACCAAACUCAAGGCUGAUGUCAAGCAGAGAGCUGCUACUCUGGAUGAGGCCAUCUCCAAAUCCACCCAGUUCCAUGAUAAAAUUGACCCGAUGCUGGAAUCCCUGGAACGGAUCGCUGAACGCCUGCGGCAGCCUCCGUCCAUCUCAGUGGAGGUUGACAAGAUCAGAGAGCAGAUUACUGAAAAUAAAUCUGUCUCUGUGGAUUUGGAGAAGCUUCAGCCCUCUUAUGAGACACUGAGGCAGCGAGGCGAGGAGAUGAUUGCACGAUCUGUAGGAGCAGACAAGGACAUGUCUGCCAAAGUUGUACAAGACAAACUGGACCAGAUGGUGUUUCUCUGGAACGACAUCCAGGCCUUACUGGAGGAGCGGGAGGCGAAGCUGCUGGAUGUGAUGGACCUGGCAGACAAGUUCUGGUGUGACCACUGCGCUCUCAUCGUCACCAUCAAAGACAGCCAGGACCUGCUAAGAGAGCUGGAGGAGCCCGGAGUCGAUCCUUCGGUCGUCAAACAACAGCAGGAGUUUGUCGAGGGAUUUAAGGAGGAGAUUGAUGGGCUGCAGGAAGAGCUUGAUGUGGUUCAAAUCCAGGGUGCAGAGCUUAUGACUGCCUGCGGGGAACCUGAUAAACCUGUGAUAAAGAAAAGUAUUGAUGAGGUGAAUUCAGCAUGGGAAAAUCUUAAUAAGACUUGGAAGGAGAGAGUAGAGAGGCUGGAAGAAGCCAUGCAGGCUGCUGUGCAGUUCCAGGAUGGCCUGCAGGGCAUGUUUGACUGGGUGGAUAUUCUGGAGAGCAAACUGGAUUCAAUGUCACCUGUAGGCACAGACCUGGAAACUGUCAAGCAGCAGAUGGUAGAACUCAAGGAGUUCAAAGGAGAGGCGUACCAGCUGCAGAUCGAGAUGGAGCGCCUGAACCACCAGGCAGGCCUCCUGCUGAAAAAGGUGACGGAGGAGGCCGAUCGCAGCGCCAUCCAGGAACCAAUGUCUGAGCUCAAGAUGCUCUGGGAAAACCUGGAUGAGAAGAUCAUCAGCCGACAGCACAAACUGGAGGGAGGCCUUCUGGCACUGGGCCAGUUCCAGCACGCACUGGACGAGGUUCUGGCCUGGAUGAGCCACACCGAGGAGCUGCUCAAUGACCAGAGGAAGGCUGGAGGAGACCCCAAAGCUGUCGAGAUAGAGCUUGCCAAGCAUCAUGUUCUCCAGAAUGAUGUGUUGGCUCAUAAGGCGACAGUUGAGACGGUCAAUAAGGCCGGUAAUGAUCUGGUGGAGUCCAGCGCUGGUGAGGAAGCUUCCGGUCUGCAGAGCAAACUGGAGAACCUGAACCAGCGGUGGAAAGCCAUCCUGGAGAAGUCGGGGCAGAGGAAGCAACAGCUAGAGAGCGCUCUGCUUCAGGCCCAAGGUUUCCAUGGUGAGAUAGAAGAUAUGCAGCAAUGGCUGAAAGACACGGAACGUCAGCUGUUGGCAUCAAAGGCUGUGGGAGGCUUACCAGACACGGCCCGGGAGCAGCUUAACACCCAUCUGGAGUUGUGUUCUGCCUUCGAGGUAAAGGAGGAGCUGUACCAGGAGCUGAUGAACAAGGGUCACCAGCUGCUCGCCAUAACACCCGAGGGUCCAGACAGCAACACGGAGCAGGACCUCGCCAACCUGAAGGACAAAUGGGAAGCCGUGCAGGGGAAGGUUGUGGAGAGAAAGGUGAAACUAGAAGAAGCCUUGACGCUGGCCACGGAUUUCCACAACUCUCUGCAGGACUUCAUCAACUGGCUCACCCAAGCAGAGCAGACGCUGAACAUGGUUUCCCCUGCCUCCCUCAUACUGGACACCAUCAUGUUUCAGAUUGAUGAGCAUAAGAUGUUUGUGACAGAGGUGAACUCUCACAGGGAACACAUCAUUGAACUGGACAAGACAGGAACCCAUUUGAAGUACUUCAGCCAGAAACAGGAUGUGGUCCUGAUCAAGAACCUGCUGCUCAGCGUGCAAGGCCGCUGGGAGAAGCUGGUGCAGCGGUCUGUUGAGCGAGGUCGUCUGCUGGAUGACGCCAGGAAGAGGGCCAAACAGUUCCAUGAAACUUGGAAUAAACUGAUGGAAUGGUUGGACGAAUCUGAGAAGACUCUGGAUUCAGAAGUGGAAAUUGCCAACGAUCCAGACAAAAUCAAGACACAGCUGGCGCAGCACAAGGAGUUCCAAAAAGCUGUGGGCAGCAAACACUCCGUGUACGAUACCACCACUCGAACAGGGCGGGCCUUGAAAGACAAGACCUCCCUUCGGGAUGAUAAUCAGAAAUUGGACGACAUGCUGAGUGAACUGAGGGACAAAUGGGACACCGUUUGUGGCAAAUCGGUAGAAAGACAAAACAAGCUCGAGGAGGCCCUGUUGUUCUCCGGCCAGUUUACAGACGCUCUCCAGGCUCUCAUUGACUGGCUGUACAGAGUGGAACCUCAACUGGCUGAGGACCAGCCCGUACACGGAGACAUAGACCUGGUUCUCAACCUGAUAGACAACCACAAGGUUUUCCAAAAGGAGUUAGGAAAGAGGACAGUGAGCGUUCAGGCCCUCAAACGUUCAGCCAAGGAGCUGAUUGAGAGCAGUCACGAUGACUCGUCCUGGGUCAAAGUUCAGAUGCAGGAGCUGGGAACUCGCUGGGAGACGGUGUGCAACCUCUCAGUGUCCAAACAGGCCCGUCUGGAGCAGGCCCUGUGUCAGGCUGAGGAGUUUCACUCGACUGUUCAUAUCCUGCUGGAGUGGCUGGCUGAGGCAGAGCAGAGUUUGCGUUUCCAUGGCAGCCUGCCUGAUGAUGAGGAGGCUCUGCAGGCGCUUAUCGAACAACACAAGGAGUUCAUGAAGAAACUGGAGGAAAAGCGAGUGGCUCUAAAUAAAGCAACCAGUCUGGGGGAAGCCAUUCUGGUCAUCUGCCAUCCAGACUCUAUCACUACCAUCAAACACUGGAACACCAUCAUUAAAGCCCGGCUCGAAGAGGUGCAGGCUUGGGCAAGGCAGCACCAGCAGCGGCUGGCCACGGCCCUCACUGAGUUGUUAGCCACUCGGGAGCUCCUGGAGAAUCUGCUGACUUGGCUACAGUGGGCUGAGACCAACCUCAACGAUAAGGACAAAGAGCAGCUGCCGCAGGAGAUCGAGGAGGUCAAAAGCCUCAUAGCAGAACACCAGGCCUUCAUGGAGGAAAUGACCAGGAAGCAACCAGAUGUUGACAAAAUCACUAAGACACACAAAAGGAAGCCUGCUGUGGAGCCCCCAGUCCAGUCUCACAUCCCUGUGCUCGACAAAGCAAGAAGUGGAAGAAAACGUUCUCCUACACAAACGAUGUAUGCGUCAGCAACACAACCUCCCAUUGAAACCAAGAACCCGCGGGUUAACCUGCUGGUCACUAAGUGGCAGCACGUGUGGCUGCUGGCUUUGGACCGAAGGAGGAAACUCAAUGACGCCUUGGACAGACUGGAUGAGUUGAAGGAAUUUGCCAACUUUGACUUUGAUGUGUGGCGGAAGCGCUACAUGCGCUGGAUGAACCAUAAAAAGUCCCGUGUCAUGGACUUCUUCCGCCGCAUUGACAAAGAUCAAGAUGGCAAGGUGACCCGACAGGAGUUCAUAGAGGGCAUCCUCUCUUCCAAAUUCCCCACCAGUCGUCUGGAGAUGAGUGCUGUGGCAGACAUAUUUGACAGAGACGGGGACGGAUACAUUGACUACUAUGAGUUUGUGGCAGCUCUUCAUCCAAACAAGGACGCUUACAAACCGCUGACAGACGCUGACAAAAUUGAAGAUGAGGUGACACGACAAGUAGCAAAAUGCAAAUGUACAAAACGAUUCCAAGUGGAGCAAAUUGGUGCAAACAAAUACCGGUUCUACCUUGGAAACCAGUUUGGAGACUCUCAGCAGCUUCGUCUAGUACGUAUUUUACGCAGCACUGUGAUGGUGCGGGUGGGCGGAGGCUGGAUGGCUCUGGAUGAGUUCCUGGUGAAGAACGACCCGUGUCGAGCUAAAGGCAGGACCAACAUGGAGCUGCGAGAGAAGUUCAUCCUCCCGGAGGGAACCACUCAGGUGAUGGCGAGCUUCCGCUACAGAGGUCGGAGAUCUCGGCCGUCAUCCAGAGGAGCUUCUCCCAACAGAUCCACCUCCAGUCAGAGCUGUGCGGUCCCAUCGAACCCAGUAGUGACCAGUACACCCAAGACUCCCCAACACAUAACCCGCAAUUAUGAUAAGCCCUGGCUUACAAACAGCAAACCCUCCACUCCUCUUAAAUCAUCAGACUCCUUUGGGAGCCAAGGGUCAUCCUCAGAGAGUACACCAGUUCAAGGCAGUAAAUUACGUCUUCCUGGGUACUUGUCAGGCAAGGGAUUUCAGUCUGCUGAGGAGGGAACCUUGAUCAGCGCUGCUGUACUGAAAGCUCGAGCACAGACGAUAGGUGAGCCGAGAAAGAAUUCCAGCCGACCUGGAAGUAAAGCUGGAAGCAGAGGGAGCAGUCGCAGAGGAAGUGACGCCUCUGACUUUGACAUCUCAGACAUCCAGUCUGUGUGCUCAGACGCAUCUGAGACAGUCGGUGACUCAAGCCGAGCGACGCCGCGCUCAGCGUCCCGUCAACGCGGAGGAAAACCCUCCAAGAUCCCCACUCCUCAGAGAAGAACCACUCCCACAAGCAAACUGGCCAAGGGAUCCAAGCGAUAGUCAGUGGCCUUGAAAACAAACAACCCAGGAGCUAGUUGCACCCUAAACACGUAACGGACACUGGAGAUAUCUAACUUAAAAGACUGUGUUGAGUGUUAUUUAAAUUGUUGCGAAGAUGUAAAAUAUUCUGUUGAGAGGCAAUAUGGUUUAAUAUUAUGUGAGAAUGGAAUGUUAAUGGCCUUGUGUAUUUGUUUUUAAUGUAUUUUAUUUUUGUGAAACAUGUCAAAUUGUUUUUAUCGUAUUUUAUUUUAUUGAUGCAAAAAACCUGUAGAGGUUUGACAAACACUAGAAAACCUGGGAAUGACUACAUUGUAAGGUUAGCUUACCUUUCUAAACACACUAAUGAAGAGCAACACGCGGGAUAGCGCUCUGAGAGUUACUGAAUGUACUGUAAUUUGUUUGCUGAUGUUUGGAGUAGAUGGUGCAUUAUCGUACCAUUUGAGACACUGCAAUUAUCUAUUUAAGUGCUAUCAUAUACUGCCAACAUGCAUUUAAAGGGCAAUGCAAUAUACUACAAUAAACCCCAGUAAGCACUGCAGAAACCUUUGAAAAACACUAUUUAAGGCAAGUUGCAAAAACCUCGUAAUAAUGAAGCUUUUAGGUCCUGUUUGUUUGUGAGCAGCUGCAGUCCCUCUUUUGUUUGACCACUUCACAGCAGUGUGUGUAUGUUGACCUUAAAGAGGUGCCUCUCCAUGUAGACAUUCUCUUAUGCAUCCAUGUCAAUGUAUGGUUAAUUUCGGUAGAGCUGAAAUUGUCACUGUAACAAUACUUUGUAAUAAACCUGCUUGCAGAAAGCCACCCACAACAA